GGCGACACCCGUAACCACCACCAGUUGCACCCUGGAGUGUAUGCUCCCUCCCAGUUGCACUUGCAGUUGCAAUGGACUUCAUCGAAGCAAACACAUAUGUCCCCGAGGAACGAGAAUCGCAGGAGGGCGAGCAGAAGCAGUCUCUUGCCUCUGACUUUGAUGAGUUGAAGAAGAACUUGGCGGCUACCACCCUCGGUGCCAAGGCAUUCAGCUUCUGGGGAAAGGCCGUCAAGCAAACCCAGGAGCUUAGCACGCAAGCACUGAAGCAUUCCGCCGACUUAUCACAGAAGGCUCAAGCAGAGCUUAAGCACUUGCAGGAGCAGAAAGCCUUACAGGAUGCGCAAAAGGUGGGAACUAAUGCUUUCGGCUACUUGAAGGGCGGUUGGGAGAAGGCAAACGACGUCAAAUGGAAAGACCUGGAGGGUGUAGAGGGGAAGGCUGAGCAGUACUUGAAGGGCUUGGGAACACUCCUGAAAGACGCGGUGAUGAUUCAGCCUCCGGGUGAGGGAUCGAGUACGCCCGGCCCUCAGGAAAAUACUAUUUUUGACGCUGCUGAGGGAGACGACGUCAAAAAGAAGCAAAUACAUGUUACCCGCCUUGGUCGCCAGUUGCACAUCCUGCAUACCACAGAAUCGUCGUUCAAGGAAGACCCUUCUGAUGACGGAUUUUCCACAUGGAGACAGAAGUUCGAUGUUGAGGCCAAGACUGAAGACAUUGCAAAAACCCUCGACCAAUGGCCAGAGCUGCGGGCUGUCAUGGAUGGACUCGUACCCGAGGAAGUCACGUACGCCGUUUUCUGGACCAGAUACUUCUGGUAAUUAUUCAUGUGCCCUACGUUACGCAAGCCACUAAUUCGAAUAUUAGGCAUGCGGAUAAGAUUAGGGCAGAGGAGCAGAAGCGCA
Messenger RNA from Saitoella complicata NRRL Y-17804, 902 nucleotides. RefSeq lists its product as uncharacterized. The coding region runs from base 72 to 818 and encodes 248 amino acids. Gene Ontology annotation, cellular component: cytoplasm. The transcript is spliced from 2 exons. NCBI's taxonomy places the organism in Eukaryota, Fungi, Ascomycota, Saitoellomycetes, Saitoellales, Saitoellaceae. The record is from RefSeq and is a predicted model, not a curated record.